This is a messenger RNA of Desarmillaria tabescens, 1071 nucleotides long. RefSeq names its product ribosome biogenesis protein Nop16. Lineage: Eukaryota; Fungi; Basidiomycota; Agaricomycetes; Agaricales; Physalacriaceae. Gene Ontology annotation, biological process: ribosomal large subunit biogenesis. Gene Ontology annotation, cellular component: nucleolus. The coding region runs from base 102 to 863 and encodes 253 amino acids. The transcript is spliced from 4 exons. The record is from RefSeq and is a predicted model, not a curated record.
CGUACUGGACGACGAAGGAAUUGUUCUGAGCCUCAGUUCUCUGCUUCUAUACGUCUACGCCAGCUUGGACAACCUUGACAUUUUGUUGCUGUAAAGACUGAAUGGCAAACCCUCGGCAGCGUAGAAAGGCUAGGUCGGGGUCGCAUAGAGCAAUCUCUCACUCUAAACACGCAAAACGGAACUUGAAGAAAACGCCGCCAAUCCACGGACCCAAAGUUCUACAAGAUGCAUGGGAUAGUAGGAAAACUGUCAGACAAAACUACGCUGCCCUCGGACUUAUCCACGACCUAAACCCAUCUGCAUCAGGUGGCGCUGAGCCCUUGGAGGAGACCAUUGACGAUCUUCCUCCGGCGCAAGUUGCGCCUGAUUCAGAGGUAGCACAAGCUAGUGCAUCAACAAAACUGCCCCAAGGCUAUGGUAGAAUCAUUCGAGACGAUGCGGGCAAUGUGCUGCGUGUCGAAUUACCAGAGCAAGAUCAAGAGGGCGACAACCCUAAUAGCCCUGGGAGAGACAUUGAUAUGGAAACAUUGGAACCCGAUGUAGAUCAGAAAGUCCUCCAAAAAUGGGUCGCGGAUUUAGGUGGUUCAGAGACACGAAGACCUACAGGAAAAGAUGGCGACAUUGUUAAAGAGCUCGAACGUCUAUCCGCUGUUCCGACAAAUAAGACGCAAACUACGCUCUCAAUUGCGUUGACAGGAUCGGGACCUCGCCAUACGGCCAAGGGCGAGCUGGAGUAUCUUCUGAAGCUCGUUGAAAAACACGGCAAAGACGCGGAGAAAAUGGCGAAGGAUCGCAAACUGAACCCAGAUCAGCGGACCACUGGGGAGCUGCGGCGCGCGCUGAAGAGGGCCGGGUUAACUUAGAUUUUCACGAGAAUUAAUGAAUUGUAGGCGUCUACACACACAUAUGAUGUAGUGAAGUAUUGAGGAGGUCGUACUGGUACAUAUACGGAACGCGCUGUCAAGCGUCGGAGAAGCGUGAUUGAAUGACAUUGGAUGAUGGAUGUACGGUAAAACGUCCGGAGAAAUGCAAUUUUUUUUACAAAGCCGUCGCCGCAGUACAGACAGCACA